UCCUUGUAGAUUUUUUAGAAAUAUAUUUUUAGACGUGAAUCCUUAAAGCGUGGUCCUCAGUUUUUCAUGGCGCCCACUUUCUAAAGGGACUGAUUCACGAUUUUCCCCAAAAUCUUCUUUUUCACUUUUAAUGAUCAAAAUCUACUGUCUAAUGUGUUUAAAAGAUUUCACAUAAAAAUUAAGGUUAUACAUUAUCACAGAAGCUCAUUUUAGAGAGUUCAAUAUUUGUUUUGUAAACAAAGAUUGCAGUAUGUUAUUGUUUACGAAAUUUUUAAAAUAAAUGGAUAUCGAUCUAAAUUUAUUAUAUCUUUCACAUUUCAAGCAUUUUGGGGGUAAAAUGUGUUAUCUAAAAGUAAAAAUUUGUGACUAUGCAAAAUUAAGAUGCUUUAUAUAACAAAUUUAAUAUUUCACGUCUUUCUUUGUAUACAGAAAAAGACUGGAGUCUUUGCUUACAUAACACAGAUUUAAGGCUAAAAUAUUACUUUUAUUCUUGCAUUCAGAAGGUAAAAAUUUUGGCUCUCAACAUUAAAUGAGUUAUAUUUUCAAUGUUUAACAUAAAAAAUGAAAAAUAUUUUUAUCAAAAAUCGUGAACCAGUUCCUUUAAAAGAUUAAUUAUAUGGUGACAAUCUUAUCUUGCUAAUUAGUGUGUUUUCUUUAUAAAUACAAGGAAUAUGUUUCAGCAAUCGCUCACUGCAAUGUGAAGUGGUCAAUGUUGUUCUGAAAUGGCAUACAUCUAAAUGAAUGAUUGAUAUCUGCUAAAUAAAGUAUUGAUAUCUGCAAGGAGAUUCUGUACAAAAAAAUCGAUAACUCUUUGCUUUAUGAAUAAAAAGAAAUUACUUUUUGCAGCUAAUUUUAUCUCGAUCUUACCAAAUAUAUCCUAAUCGAAUUCUAAAUAAUUUGUUUUUAAUAUCAGAAACCCAGUUUGUAAUCCUAUUCACGCAUGGUUCAAAUUCUUGUAACAUUUUUCUCGUAACGUGAUCUCAAAAUACAGUUCCUAAUUUGCAAUGAUUUAAACCAGAAUUUGAAAAUCGGCCAGAAUCAUCUUACAAUGUCUCAUCAGGGACUGUCUUCCUGUUUCUAAAUUCCAUAAAUAUUGUUCGGACUGCUUAUACAACAGUCAAAAAUAUUUUUCACGUCCAAAUUUUCUAAAGAUGUCAUCUACCUGAUCUUUAGACGAAUUGCUGAUCUUUUAGACGUUGGUACAUUUUAACCAUUUAAUAUGUGUACAGCUAGGCCUGCUUAUAACCAUCUUCGCUAGCCAAGGGGGUUUCGGUCCACUCCCGAAAACCCUUGGCUAGCGAAGAUGGCUUAUUACAAACAGACGGGUAAUCACUCUAGUCAAGACUAUCCUUGAUACAUGAACGCCAAGGAUUAUGAUAUUUAUAGUACAGAACUGCUAGUACAGAACGUAAAGACAUCGAUAUAAAAUACAAACAAUCUUAGUUUUCCCUAAUGAGAUAUUAGUCUUGAACACAUCGUGACGUACAAAGGGAAACGACCAGUUUCUCCAAUUACCGUAUAGCGAGGAAUACUACUUUUCAAAUCAAAGAUAUAUUUUUUUAAAAAUUAGUGAAUAAGUCUCAGUAAUAUCAAGAUUUUUAAAACCCUCUUAUCAUGGGUACCUGUAAAAUGCGAAACGAAAUCAAAUCGAAACAACAAAAUCAAAUCGAAACGAAACAGAUUCUGUAACCGAACUAUUUAAUUGUAGUAACUAAAAGGGUAAUAUGGGCGAGCAUCUCAGACUCCUGUGAAAGUUGCCACAUAGAAAUGGCAUUCGCCUCCCUUUCCGAUUGACUGAUCAUGAAACAUUUUUAAUUAAUGAGAAAUCCAAUGAUUUCGGUAGGUUAACAUUUCGUCUCGGUAAGUUUCUUUUAAUUCCUUUGUGGCGUUUCAAUUUCGUUUCGCUUUUGGCAAUGAUUGGUAAACUAUAGGCAAAACGUCGAAAAAGAGACACGAAGACGUUUAGUAAAGCUUUAGCGCUUUCAUUUCAAAUCUCCACACUGACACAGUAUCAAAUUAAAAGCCUGCUUAAAAUCAUUUUUGGUAAGUGAAUAUAUUAUCUACAUCUAAACCACCCUGUAACAUCCCCUUUCUAUCAUUCGUAAUACAAUAAUUAAUUACUCGUUUAUAUAGCCUUUGCUUUGAAAUUCAAGAUUUACAUUUGUAUUUUAUUUUCAGACUAUGUAUGUUUAUUGUCAAUGAAAACUCUCUACAUUCUCUAUUCAAUCAAAUCGAACACGUGCUUAUUCACACCAAAUAUAAUUUUUAUUCUGGGAAAGCUACAGGGUGUGGAAAUACGCCCCUUGUUAUCCAUUGUAUUUAAGUUGAUAUUGUUUGAAUCUAUUGAUGUUCUGUAUCCUAAUAAUUUGGAAACUCUGUGUGCAUCAUAAUCUGAAAAUCUUCAGUAACGGGUUUUAACUUUUCAGGACGUGUUUUUAUUACGGCUGUCAUUUUGUCUGACCGUUGAUGAAUAGUCAGUAGUUAGUGUCAUUACGUUUCAUUUAUUUAAUGGUCGCUUUUCAUCUGAACGGCCCUUAAAUCUUAUUAAUCGAACCAGGGCAUUCUAAAGCGACACCUGUAAGACUUACUCGUGCAAUUACCGACAUGAAACAACGCGUGGCAUUUUUCUCAGGUGUCAAAAAUCCGGUUUUUCCGGAUAUUUCCCUGCUAUCUUGCAGUAUGUGCAUGUUCGUUCAUUGACCGAUGGGUUUACGACCCUGUUUAUGGGCCCGGUCUGUUGUCAUGAGGGGGUGCUGCCUGACAAGUGACCGAUUAGUCGUAUUGAUAUAGGCCUACCCUGCUUUUUAUCAAACUACGUACAAAUACUAUUAGGUACUGCUUUUUUUCUGAAAGUUACUUUUAUCAUUUAAUGAGUACAUAUAUUAGAAUAGAUAACCGUUUGUCAUGUUUACCGGGGAAAACCCCUCAUACUUUGAAUUAAUAAAAAAUAUCUUCCAAGACAUAGUAAUGUAGGGAGUUUACGUGAAUAUGGAACUCUACUUCGUAUGUAUACAUAGUAAAUAAAAUUAAAUCAAACAAAUAGACAAAACUUAACACAAAAAUAUAAAAACAACACGAGAAAAAUCGGGAAAACAAGAGGGGUAAAGGCAAACAAAAGAAAAGAAGGAGAAAAACAAAAACAAAAAAUGCUUAAAUAAUUUUUUUUUAAAAAUAGAUAGAAAAGGGGUAGGUACACCGAUUCAACAGAAAAAUGCCACGCCUACACGAUAUACUUAUACAAUUACGAAUUGCGCAAUUUAGCACACACCUGUUUCAAAAUCUUUUGAUUUCAAAAUUGUAUUUCUGAACAUAUUAAAAAAAAUGUUCAUGGACUUUUGAAGCUAAGAAUCUCAUCAUUUAGAAAUAAAUUCAAUGCUACAUGAACCGGUAGUUACAUUACACUGUAUAGUAAAGGCAUUCUGUUCUGAAUACCAGGGCCGUAAAUUAACUUUCAAUUUGGAGGAGGCAGGAAAUUGGGCGUUAGGCGGGGGUCUGGGGGCCGCCCAGGCCCCCCAGACGCUGAGCACAUUUUGUGCACACUGAACACGUUUCGUGCAAAAUCCUUGAUUCUAGGGCCUUCUAAGAUGUUACUUGACUAACUCAUUCUAAAAGAAAGAUUUGAAAUGCUUUUUAAGGGAGGUAUCAUGUUCUUAGUUAUUGGAAACAACAUAAAUUCUAAUGAACUUUAAAUUCUAAUUUUUUUUGGCUCAAAAGUUGGAGGAGGCAGCUGCCUCCUCCGCCUCCAUGUAAUUUACGGCCCUGAAUACUGAACACAUUGAAAGAAAAAAUGACCACAUGUCUCACAGGUUCAUUAUCUCGUACAAAAUGACCAUGUAUAUGACAUGUUUGAUUACUAGCAUUAUUUCUUAAUUGAUUUGAACGUAUUUUAUUGUAUAUUAUAUAAACAAAAGAAUCAGAAACAAGUUCGUACAACUUACGAGUUUUUUCUCUAAAUAUUCUUAAUUGACAAUACAAGAUAUUUUCUUUGUGUUUACCAUGAUUAAAGAGUUUAUUUGCUACAAGCAAACUUUAGAAAAAAAUUAAUGACAAUGAAAACUUAAUUUAUGUUUUUAUAAGUAAAGUGAAUACAAUUUACCCUAUGGAAUUUAAUCUAUUCACAUGAUUUCUUAAUUAAGUCCAAAACCGGGGAAAUUUUUAUUGUUAAGAGUUAUAUAGAGAGGAGAAAUAUAUUUCAACCGAUGAACACCAUGGAAAAUUUUCAAAUCGUGUGUUUAGUUUUCAUUUUCUUUUUAGGAAUUUAUAUUUGUACUUUUUAUUGCCUUAUACAUUUGUACAUACAUUUACAGAGAGAGAAGGGGGGGGGGGGGUGGAGAGAGAUCACAGGCACCUGAAGUGUGGAUAACUUGUAUAGAUCUUAUGUACAUAUCCACCUUCUAGAAUGAAAUUAUAUUUUAUACAGAACCAAUAAUGUAUCCAAAAUAUAUUAUUUCUUCAACGAUCAUCCUCAUAAGUCGUUCUGAAUAGUAAAAGUGGGUAGGUUUCUAAUAUGGAUAGGUAAGCCAUUCCGUGAUUUGAUUGUAGAAGGCACACACACAAAAAAAAAAUACCAUCAUAGUGUCUCGGUGUAUAUAAUUUUUUAAUCACCAUACGUCACAUAUGUUCAUAAAGAUAUGUUUAUUGACUUGUAGCAGUCAGAUGGGUUCGAUCGCCCCAGUCCAGAUACAUGUAGCUCAAGUUGGUAGAGCACCUGACUAGAGUUUCAUGGGGGCCUAGGUUCAAAUCCCGGUCUGGUCCGUUGCAUUUUCUCCCUUCCUGUUACAUUUGGUGUUGUAGGCCAGCCCCUGGAACUGACAAUUGAAAAUGCCUGCCAGGGGAUAAAGAUCCUGGGUUGAUGUCUUCAAGGUGUGGAGACGUUUAAAAAAAAGGGGGGGGUGUUAGCGGCUAGACGGGGUCGAUCGUCGAUGGCUAGAUAGCUCAGUGGCCAUUUUCACAACCAAAAAAAAGCUUACGACUAAGAUAAAAUUUGUCUCUGCUUUAUUUUCAGUUGAGUGCAACUACGCCGCAAGUAAAUAUGUCCAUUUUAUAACCUAUGUAUAUACUUAGUUGUGCUCAUUCAGAAUUAUAUGAGUGAAGAAUUAUAAAAGAAUUACUUCGUUUUAAAAUUUCCAUCUUAAUCGUAAGAUUUUGGUUUGUGUGUGUGAAAAGGGCUACAGUUAAUCAGGGGACCUGGGUUCAAAUCCCGGUCUGGUGCGUUGCAUUUUCUCCUUGCCUUUUAGACACUAAACUGUAUACAUAUGGAAAUCAAAGAUCAAGAGAUAAGUAUUGCACACACUUGAGACUUUUUACGGUUUGUCGUGAAUAUGUCCAGUAUAUAAGGAAAGGCCCAUAACCAUACCUGCAUGUCUGUACACCAUGUAACGAUCGCCUAAAGUAGUAAAUCAACCCACCCCGCCCCCAACGUCACCCCCGGGCACCACCAACGUCACCCCCCGGGCACCACCAACUCGGGGUUAUGUGCACACGUUUGGUACGUCUUUUUAAAAUUUUCAUGGAACGCCAGUGACAUUUUUUUGUCAAGAAUAUAUGAUUGCCCCAUCUCUUCAGGGAUUAUUUCUACAGACCUGCAAAAGAAUAGAGCAUUUCUGAACAUGAAGAUUUGUAGACUAGAAAGCUAAUCGGUGUCAGAUCUACUUAAUUAUAAAAUGUUUGUCGGCAUUAAUUGUUCUAUAAUAGGUGUCAACUUGGCUGAUUUCAAAUCUGGUGUGAUAAAAAAACAACUUUUUCUAGUGAUAUGACAGCGAAGCAAUUAAAAGAUAGUGGGAGAUAUAUGUCACCGUUUGGUGGCGUCAACCGAGUGAGUUAAGUGAGUACCAUCUGAGGUGUUAAUGACUUGAAUUGUCUACCCUUAAACCAGUUCAGGUUGAGUGACUCUUUAGUAUCGGUCACAUGACUUCGUUAAAUAGACCCGGUAGAGUGAACUGUGUCCCAGAAACUCGCUCACAGCAUUAGAAAUCGGAACGUGGCACGCUUUUUCGUCAACAAUCAAACAGCACUCCCUGAACAGAACAUUAGAGAUUUUCAUGCAAGAUGGACAAAAGCCAAUUUCUGAAAAGUAAGUGUAACAUUCAUUUGAAAUCUAAUUUAAGACUUUAUUAUGUACCAGUAAAAUGUUCUUUUCACAAACUGCAUGCCAGUUUAGAUUGUUUCGGUUUGGAUUGCGAAUCUAAGAGUCUGCAUGUGAUGUAUUGAUAAAGAGAAUAGGUAUAGACCUCAAAUUGAAAGAAAUAUAAAACUAAUAGAUUUUGAAAAGUUAUCAUACGCGAAUUGAACAAGUAAGCGGGGAAACUCUCUGCAGGACAAGUUUUGUAAGUGAACUGAAUUUGCGAGUUGCUUCCCUUACCACGACAACGUGCUUUAUUCUCUCAGUACUUUAGACUUGAAGGAUGAAUAUUAUUAUAAUUUAAUUUCUCAAAUCCUCCUACACAUAAUAUAUUCUAUAAAGAUUAAUUAAUAUAUCCUAAGUCAAAUUAUUUCCAAAGUUUUUCUUCAUAGUAUAGUCUAAAUUUGUCCCAUUGAACAACUGUUUUAAGCUGAGACAUAGCAUGCCUCUGUUGCAAGUCAGAUUUAAACUACACUGGGGGAAUAUUUUGGAAAUAAUUUCCACCCCCUCAACCCCCCUCCCCCACCCCUAGUGUAGUCUAAAUGUGUACAUUUUAACAACUGCCUUUUUAGUAAUUAAGAUGAAGGGUAUUUUUUCCAAUGGUGUGAUUUGCACAACAGAAAAUAUACCAUAUCCCCCCUCUCUCUAUCUCUCCCAGAUGUCGCUAAUCGGAAUAUUAGAGCGGAUAAAAGAUCGUAUUUUAAACUUAGAAUAUUUAAGUAUUGGCUUAAAUUACUACAAUCAAAUAACUGCAUCUUAAAAGCAUGCUUUGAUGAAAGAGUUUCCUGUUUUGAUAGUUGGACUGUAAACAUUCAAAGUACUGGCAAAUCUAGGUUUAUCUUAUCUUUGGAAUGUCUCAAAUGUAAAUAAUAAUACUUACAAGUUAAUUGAACAACGUAUGAUUGAUGUUUACAAACAAACAAUUUUAGAAAAUAUUACAAAUUCACCAAAAGGUUUUUUAUAUCAGCAUUUGAUUGAUAACUUUGGUUUACAGUUUUACUUGACAACCCAUUGACUCUGUGCACAAAUCUUUUAUUACUCGUUUUAGAACUUCAUCGCAUAAACUGAAUGUUGAAGUUGGAAGGCAUAAUAAUAUAGUCAGAGAACGACGGUUAUGUACUGUUUGUGAGCUAAAUGAUGUAGAGGAUGAGUUCCACUUUAUUUUAAAAUGCCCUCCAUAUGAUUAUUUGAGAGAAAAAAUAUGUUAAGAAAUUCUAUUAUACAAAACCCAGUGUUUACAAACUGAUUAAACUACUCGUUGUUAAAAAUACUAAAGAACUGAUUAAUGUUGGAAAAUUUUUACAGUAUGCUACUAAGCUACGAAACUCUCAUAUGGUGUGAUAUCAUUUGUUUAAUCUAAAUUAUACAUAGUUGUAACAUUGUUGUCUACUCACUCUCCAUAAUGCCAUUUUUGUUUGCUUGUAUACAUGUAAUUGUAUUUAUGUAUAUGAUAUCCACUGAGCCUGGGGCUCACGGAAAUAAUGAAUCUGAAUCUAGUUAGAUUGCCUGAUGCUUGGACUGGUUUUACGCAGGUUGAUUUCUGAGUAUACCUGCAACAUGUACUCCACUUUUUAAUUUUUUUGGGGGGGUGGGGGGAUUUACUUAUCACCGUCAAAAUAUUGUACCCUGGAGCAUGAACGAAUCGAAAUCAGACCUUAAAGGAUAUAGCCUAACACAAGUAUUUUCUUUGUUUUCUGAUUUUUCUUUUGGUUAAUUUAUUUUAUUAAUGUUUUACUGAUACCAUACAAAAGGUUUAAACGCAAGUUUUUAUAACUUCAUCAAUUUUCCCCUUAAAAUUAUUACAUUUGAAAAUAGUAUAGAUACAGUGAAAAUGUACAUGUAAUAUUUAUCAUUACUUACUUGAAAUGUCAAUGUUUUCAGAACAGAUGGAUAUUUAAUCAUAUAGAGAUAAUAAGAUAGAUAUAAUUAUAAUCCCUAACUGCUACAAACAUCUGUUUUCAAGUUUGGUUUUGGUUUUUGUAAACCUGUCUUUUUUUACUCUUAUGUUUAUAUGCUUUAUAUACCAGGCGCGGAUCCAGAAUUUUUUCCAGGGGGGGGGGGGGGUCGAACCUUUUCACAAAAUCGAACCCGUGAUGUAACUCAUUUUUCUUAUAAAUCGUUAUAUUGUAAUUUUUUAUCUUUGCAAAUUCCAGGGGGGUCCCCGAUCCCCCCUCUAGAUCCGCGCAUGUAUGCCCUCAACUACUUAGAUUCAAAUACGUGUACAUGUAUGCUACUGGGGAGGGGAGGUGGUAAAUAUAGCUGAUGGAUGUCCAUUUGACAUAUUUUCAAAACCACUGAUAUGUAAACAGAUGUAAAACCCUUGGAUUUUUUUGUUUUUGCAUAAUUGGUAGCGGUAGACAACUUGUUUACAACACUGCGAGAAAGAAAAACAAGUUAUUCCCCUUUGUCUAUGCAUAAAUUCAUAAAUAAUAAAAGCAAGUAAUUUCAUAGAAAUGUUUGACAUUUCAAAAUGAAUGAUAUUACAAAACUACCACUUGGAACAUUUGAAAAUUGAUAUGUUUAUAAAAAUAAAGGAAAAUAAACACGAUGCUCAGAACAGGAAAGCGUGAACUGUUGGGAAAAGGCCAGCAUUUUUAUCCCGUGACUAUGGAGCGAGAGCGGCGUUACCAUUCACCUAUAUCACGCGGAUACUGUUUGUUGAUUUAAAUUCUAUAUUUAGCGUGGGUAGGUACGCAGGUCCAAAGGUAUUUCGUUAUCAUUUUACCUACUCAUCUACCCGUGGGAAAUUAAUGACCGAUCCGUGCGGCACAAUGUACAGACGGAAUUUGAUUUAUGCUGUCAUGAGUAUCAGAUUUUACUUACACAUUAAAUAAAAUUAAAAUAGUAUAUGUCACUCAAUGGAUUUUUAGAAUAGUAAUACUUUAAGAACAUGUAUUUAAAAAAGAAAAGAUAAACUAAAAUUAUAUAAUGUUCAAUGAAAAAUGUCCGAGUCUUAGGUAUUUCAAAAGCUCGAAAUACUAGGGGUUUUUUUUCCCACAACUUUGAAAAUUUGUAAAAAGCGUCGUUUAUUACUCUAUUUCACAUACCACGCUGCUUUGUUUUGGUUUCGAGGUGGGGAAUGAAUCAAUACCAACUGCAAUUGAUCGAAACCGCGCCAAGUCUUUUGAUUGGUUUAGAUUUGUAAACACGCAUACCAUGGAUGCAUUGAAGCGGAGAUAGUGUUGGCUGAGAGCCAAGAUCUACGUUCGUUAGGAUCCAGACAGAAACGCUACGCAAAAAGUAGUUCCACUGUCUGCUUCCAGUUUUAUUUAAAAUAUAACAUUUUUCUUGCUCUAAUAUACAAAGAAAGAUUUUAUUUUGCAUUUUAAACGUAAAUUCAAUCAAUAAUUAAUUUAUUAACGUCUUAUUAUUUUUGGAACGAAGCCAAGUGGGCAGGGACAUCUUAUGCGGAGUAAUCGUGUUCUAAUUCCCGCAAAUUGUUGAUUUGAAACUUCAUAGUACAAACACAGAGGCUUGUGUGCUCAGAUAUUAACAAGCCGUCGAACAGCUCGUACGCACUGGAUUACUAGUACUAUCACAACAUUGUAACCAUGUUUUAGUGUAUAUCAUGUUCAAAAAGAAGGAAAAUUUAACCAUGUUUUCUUGUAAUGGAAAUAUUCCACAGGAAAAAGACGCGAAAGUUAAAGACAAAGAUAGCUUUACCAAAGCUUACAAUGUUGGCCAGACUUUGGGCAGUGGAGGGUUCGGCACGGUCUACGCUGGAACACGGAAACGCGACAACUUACCAGUAGCUAUUAAAUUAAUUGCUCGAGAAAAGGUGAUUGAAUGGGGAACCAUCAAUGGACAUCAAGUUCCCUUGGAAAUAUGUUUACUGAAAAAAGUGUCGACGUGUUCUGGAGUUAUAAAAAUGUUCGAGUUUUAUGAAAUGAAAAACUACUUUGUGAUAGUGAUGGAGAAGCCUGAACAUGUGCAAGACUUAUUUGACUUUAUCACUGAAAAGGGUGCUCUAGAUGAGGAAACUAGCAGAAAGUUUUUCCAUCAAAUAGUGGAAACUCUAAUUGCCAUUCAUAAAAACGGUGUUGUACACAGAGACAUUAAGGAUGAAAACAUUCUCAUUGACUUGAAAACGGGAGAACUCAAAUUAAUUGACUUUGGCUCUGGAGCAUUUUUACGAGACACAGUGUACCUUACUUUUGAUGGAACACGGGUUUACAGUCCGCCUGAGUGGAUCAAGUUUCAUCGCUACCAUGGUCGCUCUGCCACUGUGUGGUCACUGGGUAUUCUGCUAUUUGAUAUGGUUUGUGGGGACAUCCCAUUUGAACAAGACGAGCAGAUCAUGAAAGCUGAAGUAUGCUUCAGAGGAAGACUUUCACAUGAAGUGAAAGACUUGAUAAGAAAAUGUUUGUCCAUCCGUCCGUCUGAUCGCCCAAGUCUAGAGGACAUCCUUAGUCACCCCUGGAUGGCCCCAGCCCAGCUUUCGGUGGACAAGCUCGCAAUUCACACCCCAUCCAACAACAACAUGUCUUCUACUGGCUCUAUGGAUGGAGAAAGUAUGAGCAGCCAAGAGAGCAUAUGAUGUUGGGCUUGGCAUAAACUCUUAGACCCAGAUAGUGUUCAGAAUUAUUUAUUACUGACAGACAUUCUGUGAAUCUGAAACUUCAACGAACCAAUUCAGGUGCCCCAGCACUUGGUAUUCCAAAUCUCAGGGAACUCUCUUGUCAGAUGAAUACUACCCGAAAAAAUCUCCCGGGAAGACUGGAAGGGAAAAAAAUGAAAGAAUUCUUUUUUUCUCUCAAAAGAAAUCUGAUUUAUAAUGAAUGGAAAUUUAUUAUAAAUUACUGGAUGCCAAAGAAAUUCUGGGAAGACUAGUGACUUUUGAAAGACAUUUUUUAUGACCUUAAAGGUGCAAAAUACUUGUCUGUUCAAGAUAUCCUGGAAUAUGCAACAAAUGCUCAAAUAUUGUAUUCAUUUGAAGGAAAGAUGUUUUGUAAGAAUUUGCAAAAACUAUUUAAAGGUGCAAAUUCAAACACUGAAUUUCACCAAACACUGCCAUUCCAAUGCAAGUUAGCUAUGAGAGGGUACUUUGCAUUGCUGAACAAUAUGUCCCUUAGCAUUUUCUAAAAAUGUACAUGUAUAGGCUGGUGCUACGUCAAUCAGUAAUAUUAGCAUACAGUGUUGUAGAAGUAUGCAUAUUUUUACAUGGAAAUUUGACAAGGUGAUCUUGGCCUCGGCUGCAAGGCACCAAUUUAACAAAAAAAAGCAACUAUUUCGACGUUUUUUGGUUUUAUAAACAAACCAAGAGGAAAAUAUAAAAAUUACUUUUGACUGAAUACUCUACCCACAUUAUUCUUCCAAUAGUCAAUCACGUAACAGUAAUCCCUUCAGCCAUUUCUUUUUUUCUCCCGUUGAUGUGCAUCAUUUUCAAUCCAUUGUUCAGAAAUGCAGAUUCUCCAUCAAGUUUAGUUAGACCGCCUACACCUCGUUUUUUGUCGGAAAAUGGUUUCUUCAUUUGUAAAUAGCCAUUUUUAAUUUAUUGUAUAAAUGCGUAAAAGUUUCUUUUAAUUGGGAGUUUUCGUGUAUUACAAAGUAAUGAACGAUAUUUGUGUGAAUGAAUUGCUUAUUGGCGACAUGAAAUGUCACGAGUGUUUGACUGCAUAAAAGUUAAUUUAUUUGAUGGUCAAUCAACCUUAUGUGUGUCCAUUUAAUAUCUCCAUCAUUUGUUGUACAUAACUUAUUUUUUUAUGAAUGAUAAAUGGAAAAAAAUCCUUGUUUUAAAAAUGAUAAAAUAAAAUUUUAAAAAAUAC
Messenger RNA from Ostrea edulis (European flat oyster), 11886 nucleotides. RefSeq names its product serine/threonine-protein kinase pim-3-like. Gene Ontology annotation, biological process: protein autophosphorylation; negative regulation of apoptotic process. The transcript has 5 exons. The record is from RefSeq and is a predicted model, not a curated record. Gene Ontology annotation, molecular function: protein serine/threonine kinase activity; ATP binding. Lineage: Eukaryota; Metazoa; Mollusca; Bivalvia; Ostreida; Ostreidae. The coding region runs from base 9690 to 10658 and encodes 322 amino acids. Gene Ontology annotation, cellular component: cytoplasm.